Molecule: messenger RNA, 912 nt
Organism: Cadophora gregata
Lineage: Eukaryota; Fungi; Ascomycota; Leotiomycetes; Helotiales; Ploettnerulaceae
Exons: 1
Coding region: 1-912 (303 amino acids)
Molecular function (GO): oxidoreductase activity, acting on paired donors, with incorporation or reduction of molecular oxygen; iron ion binding; heme binding
Source: RefSeq, a predicted model, not a curated record
AUGUUCACUCUCUUCUUCAACGUCGCUCCCAAACUCACUGCGCCAGCAGGUCACAAAGCCCGCGGUCGCUUGCAGAAAGUUCUCAUCGCAUACUUCCGGCAAUAUCCGGAUGAAUGGAGCUUCCCAGACGACGCUGCAGAACUCACGCGCAUGCGCGCACGUCUUCUGAGGAUGUACGGAAUGUCUGACAUUGACAUUGGUAACAUGGAAAUCGGCAUGAUUCACGCCGCCGUCUCAAAUACCGCGCCGAUCCUCUUUUGGAUGGUCAUCAGCAUCUUUGCCAGGCCCAAGGUUCUUGCCAAGCUGCGUGCGGAGGUUGAAAAACUGGUCGAGGUCACUGAUGGGACAGCCACCCUACGCGCCUCACAGCUGACAGAUCGCAACGUCUGCCCUUACGUGGCGGCUGUGAACCGUGAGGUCAUGCGGCUCUGCGACUCUGUGACCGGGACUCGCUUCGUAGAUAAGGACGUCACCCUGCCCGACGGUACACUCCUGAAAGCUGGAGCAUUAGUCCAUAUGCCCUCGGCGGUCGGACACAGAAUGGCGGACGCCUGGGGACCGCAUGAUCCCGAAGACUUCAUUCCGGAACGGUCGCUCGGCCGCGUUGCCGACAAUAGCAACCCGGAAGAAGUCACAUUUACAGAACCUUCGUCGCAGAGAAAGGCGUUCUGGCCGUUUGGGGGCGGCAAACAUCUCUGCCCAGGUCGGAACUUUGCAUUUGCCGAGAACAUCACAUUUGUUUCGGCGCUGGCUGUCGGCUUCGAAGUGCUAGGUCUUAAUGUUGACACGAUACCGCGAUGUGGCUAUGCUAACCUGACCGGGCAGAGCGUGCCGAAACCGAAUCAACCUGCCAUGGUGACAUUUCGACGUAGAAAGAACUGGGAUAAUGUUACAUGGCGGCUGAUUGCAUGA